Molecule: messenger RNA, 354 nt
Organism: Rasamsonia emersonii CBS 393.64
Lineage: Eukaryota; Fungi; Ascomycota; Eurotiomycetes; Eurotiales; Trichocomaceae
Exons: 1
Source: RefSeq, a predicted model, not a curated record
GAUAGAUCCUCGUUAAACAGAAUGAGCCGUGAUACGAUGGCACUCGGACUUUCCGGUGUACAUUGGCGCACAAGCCAUUCGAUAACCGGGUCGAUACACCAUAUACGUACGGAGCAGGGGUCCAAUCUUACGGCAGAUUCAGGAGAGACGGCCACCGAAACCUUACGCAAGAGGGUGUCGCAGCCGACAGGGUGUUCGUGUGGAGCGAAGUCUCCCGUCCGAAGUAAAGAAGCCGUCUAUCUGAUGCUAGCUGUGAUGAUUCCUAGGGACAGUCGGCCGGUUGGCAACUGCGGAUUCCCAAUAGCAACUCGGCACCAGUGCAUAAGCCAAAUUGACCGCGUAGCAUUGCCUUGA